This is a messenger RNA of Apis florea (little honeybee), 2101 nucleotides long. Its product is annotated as vesicular glutamate transporter 2.1. NCBI's taxonomy places the organism in Eukaryota, Metazoa, Arthropoda, Insecta, Hymenoptera, Apidae. Gene Ontology annotation, cellular component: membrane. Gene Ontology annotation, biological process: monoatomic anion transport; transmembrane transport. Gene Ontology annotation, molecular function: transmembrane transporter activity. The record is from RefSeq and is a predicted model, not a curated record.
AUCCUAUGGAAGGGAUGUACCUGGCUUCCCCACUUACUCUCACCUACCGACCACUUAAAUAGGCGGCGGAAUAACCGAUGUCAUCAGUUAGUUCUUAGCGGUUUCGAGUCGGUUCUCGUGUUCAGAAUUAAACUUUUGCGGAAUCCAUAAACCCAUCAACUUCGGGAACGAUUUUUCGCUUCAAAUAUUUCCUUCCCGAACAAUGUCUUGAAGAAACCUUUCGAACAUAUAUAUAUAUAUAUAUAACAAUAUAACUGGUGCGUGUCGAGAAUUCUUUUGCUGAAACCACAAAAUGUACAAGCAGUAUUACAAGAAAUUCUUCCCACGAUGGCUUCCGACGCGAGUUUUGAUCGGUAUAAUGAUGUUCACGGCCUGUUGGAGCAAUUACAUGCUAAGGUUGCAAAUGCCAAUCCUGGCCGUGCCAAUGAUCAAGGCUCGGCCCACAGUUGGCAACUUAUCGGGUACCGCCUCUAACAUAAUACAUCGCACGAUGGCCUGGCUGGAUCCUGGCAUUUAUCUCGAAGACUACAUCCUUGCGGAGAGGAUAGAGGCCGCCCAGAGCGCAGUCGCCAAUUCGAAGGCGUACAACGGUCGCGUACGGAGAGACACAAAUGCUAUUAGGCCGACCGGUAUAUAUAUAUUCAACGGUCUGCCUUUCGACUGGAGGCCCGAAAUUCGCGGCCAAUUAAUCGCCGCAUACAGCUACGGUAAUGUUCCUGGAAAUUUGUUGGGCGGCAUGAUGGCUGUUAAAUGGGGCGCAAAGAACGCGAUCCUUUGGACAUCGAUUCUAGCGGUUACGAUAUCGUUCUUCAGUCCGAUUCUUGCACAAUUUCAUUGGGGCAUUCUUUUAUUCUCGAGGAUAAUCGUCGGUCUGACCGGUGGUAUAACGUUCCCGGCGUGUCACAGUUUGGUGGCGCAAUGGGCGCCUCCGAACGAGAAGGCCCGUUUCGUAUGGUCGUUGCUCGGCGGCACGUUCGGUACUAUUUUCACGUAUCCACUUGUCGCUGGUAUAGCGGAAGCGUUGAACUGGGAGAACGGAUGGUACAUUCCAUCGUUGUUAAUGGUGGUUUGGAUAUUUUUCUGGGCACUGAUCACGUACGAUUCUCCCGAUGAGCAUCCUGGUAUCACAGCUGAAGAAAAGGAAUACAUUAUCACUGAACAAGCGGGCACAGUUCGCAAAGUAAAGCCGACGUUGAAACAAACACCGAUUAAAGAAAUAUUUACUUCAAUACCGUUUCUCAGCUUGAUCGUGUGCCAUUUCGGGAAUAUGUUUCUCCUCUUCUUUUAUCAAAACGCCAUGAUGAUCUAUCUAACAAAAGCUUUAGGAUUCGAAUUGACAAGAGGGGGUAUCGCUGCCGCUCUUCCCUGGCUUUUCAGGAUGGUCUUCGGCUUCUUUUUCAGUUGGGCCGGUGACACGCUUAAGAGGAAAAACAUUCUUCGUGUCACUGUUAUCCGUAAAGGAGCAACGAUAUUCUCUCAUUUUCUGCCCGGAGUCUUCUUCAUUUUGGUCGGAUACGUUGGAGCCAGGUUCAUUCUCGCCAACAUAUUUCUCAUGCUGGCGCUUGGGUUUAAUGGAGCGGCGAGCAUCUCCAACUUGUCCAACAAUCAAGAUCUAUCCCCGAAUUUUGCCGGUUUUUUAUACGGUAUCAUGAACACUAUCGGUUGUACUUCCGGUUUUAUUAUUUCUCCUCUGGUCGAGGAGAUAGCUGGAAAAUAUGGAAAUCCUAUCGAUAGAUGGCAAAUAUUAUUCUGGAUCGGUGCAGGAGUGUGCAUAGUUUGCAUGAUCGUCUUUAUAAUCGGUGGAAGCGGAAACAUUCAACCUUGGAACGAGGUCCAAGUCGAAACAGAUGAGGGCGAAACUUAAUUAUAUUUAUAACUUUUAUUUUUACUUUUAACGUUAAAUAUUUUUGCGAUAAAAAAAGUUAAAAUAAGUAUUAAUUUAAAUUAUAAAUUACGUAUAUUUUAUAAAACCAUAAUAACGUUUUACUAUACUUUUUAUCGUACUGACAAAUAGUCAUCGUGGAUGCAUAAGAAAUGUUAUUGUAAAUAUUUUAUAAAUCUUUCGAUGCAAAUAGAUAAGUUCUAGUGAGAAAGAGAGAAA